UGAAUCAAAUAACGCUCUCAGAUGAUGUUGAUGAAAUAUUCAAUACACAUGUAGACUCUAUAAAGAAUAAGAUGUCUGAAUUUCAAGAAAGGGAUUCUGGAUGGGCUCUAUCUAAAAUAUUGUGGCUGGAGUUGAACCUAAAUAAAUCUGCUCCAAUUAAAGGAUCGCAGUAUAUUAAUACUCCUAAAUCGUUGCGACAUAAGAAAGCGUGCUGGAACUUAAAAAAUAACGAUAAAUUCUGCUUCAAAUGGUGUUUAAUUGCUGCAAUGGAUAGUACUCCGAAUAGAAAUCCAACAAGGACUUCAUCAUACACAAUUCCGGACAUAAAGGCAGAAAAAAUCACCCUCCGAAAUGGUGUUACUCUCAAUUUCGAAGGAAUGAAUUUUCCAGUUGAGCUGAAAAAUAUAUCAGAGUUUGAAACCAACAAUCCAGAGAUAAGCAUAAAUGUAUUCGGAUACGAUAAAGAAGUUGUUGGACCCUUAUACCACACAAAAGCGGAAAAGGCGAAUCAUGUGAAUUUAAUUUUACUGGCGGAGGCAGAUAAGGCCCACUUCAUAUUAGUAAAGCAUGUUUCAAGAUUGAUUAGGAGUCAGCUUACUACUAAUAGAAGAAAAAUAUCAAUUUGUAAUAGCUGUUUCUACUGCACCCCCAGAGAAGACCUUAUGAUUAUUCACAAAAAGUAUUGUAGUCGUGUCGUCACAAAAAUGCCCACAGUUGAGGAAAGUAUUUUAGAAUUUAAGAACUUUAGAAAACAAAUGGACGUACCAUUUGUAAUUUAUGCAGAUUUUGAAUGUGUUUUAGAGACUGUAAUAGCAGGUGGGGAAAGAAUUAAGAAGCAUAUUCCAUGUGCAUAUGGAUUCAAUAUUAAAUGUUCAUUUGAUAGUAGUUUAGAUGUAUAUCAUCACUAUACUGGUGAGGAUGCAGCUCAGAAAUUUAUAGAGCAAUUAGAUGUUUCCUGUAGAGAAAUUUAUAAUAAUUACUUGUCUCUUAAUACGCCAAUGAAACCGCUAUCAUCUAUCGAGCAAAGUAUAUUUGACUCAGCACUAAAUUGCCAUAUUUGUGAUAAAAAUUUAUAUGAUGAUAAAGUUCGUGAUCAUUGUCACGUAACUGGUAAAUUUAGAGGGGCAGCUCAUAAUGUAUGCAACAUUAAUUAUACGGUAGCACAAUUCAUCCCAAUAUUUUUCCAUAAUUUUUCAGAAUAUGAUUGCCAUUUGUUUGUUAAAGAGCUUUUGACCACUAUAGAGGGAAACACCACUAUAAUUCCUCUAACAAAAGAAAAAUAUAUUUCUUUAUCGCAUACGGUGAAUAUGAAUCCUUAUGAUAGACACAAGACGUUUGAAUAUAGAUUUUUGGAUUCAAUUCGUUUUAUGGCUAGUAGUUUAGAUGCUUUAGAUAGCUACUGUACAGAUGGAGAUAUGUCUAUUAGAAAACAUUUCACCAAUGAUAAUGAAUUCAAUCUCAUGAGGAAAAAGGGAAUAUUCUGUUAUGAAUAUUUAAAUUCCUUUGAGAAGUUGAACGAUACUACCCUUCCUCCAAUCGAGUCAUUUUAUAGUACAUUAAAUGAUAAAAGGUGCUAUAUAGAAGAAUAUGAGCAUGCUAUAAAAGUGUGACAAACAUUCAAUUGUAAAACUUUACGUGAUUACAUGGAGUUAUAUUUAAAGGUUGACGUUCUACUUCUUACUGACGUUUUUGAAAAUUUUAGAAAGUCAUGUAAAAAUGUUCAUAAGCUUGAUCCUUGUCAGUAUUAUACAGCACCGGGAUUAUCAUUUGAUGCUAUGCUCAGGCAAACAAAAGUAGGUCUUGAAUUAUUAACCGAUCUAGACAUGUUUCAUUUAAUUAAGAAUGGUAUUAGAGGUGGUCUGACACAGUGCUCAAGGAGGUACACUAAAGCGAACAAUAAAUAUAUGAAGAAUUUUGAUCAAAACUCUCCAUCAAGUUAUUUAUUAUAUAUUGAUGCGAAUAAUCUCUACGGUUGGGCUAUGAGGCAAUAUCUCCCUAAUGGUAAUUUUCAAUGGGUCAAAAAUGAUGAUAUAAUAAGAGAUGCUAGACAAAUUCAGAACUUUAAAGCAAAUUCAAACAUUGGUUACAUAUACGAAGUGGAUCUAAGUUAUCCAACAACGUUACAUGAUAAACAUAAUGAUUUGCCUUUCUGUUCUGAAAACAAAAAAGUUGGGGGUUCAAAAUAUGACAA
Messenger RNA from Musca domestica (house fly), 2191 nucleotides. RefSeq lists its product as uncharacterized. Lineage: Eukaryota; Metazoa; Arthropoda; Insecta; Diptera; Muscidae. The transcript has 2 exons. The record is from RefSeq and is a predicted model, not a curated record. Bases 72 to 1610 code for a protein of 512 amino acids.